This is a messenger RNA of Ichthyophthirius multifiliis, 528 nucleotides long. RefSeq names its product leishmanolysin family protein, putative. Gene Ontology annotation, cellular component: cytoplasm; membrane. Gene Ontology annotation, molecular function: metalloendopeptidase activity. Gene Ontology annotation, biological process: proteolysis; cell adhesion. The record is from RefSeq and is a predicted model, not a curated record. NCBI's taxonomy places the organism in Eukaryota, Ciliophora, Oligohymenophorea, Hymenostomatida. The transcript has a single exon.
AUGAAAUAUUAAUAAAGUCAUCCCAAAUGUGGAGAAGUAAUUGUCCCUUAAAAUGAUAAAACUUAGGGAAAGAACUCUGAUUUACAUUUAUAUGUAUCAUAUACAAAUAAUAAAGAUGAUAACUAUUUAGCUGUAGCUAGUUGGUGUUAAUUUGUUGAUGGUCUAGGACCUACUCAUGGCGAAGUUAAUUUCAAUUUAUAAUUUAUAAAAGAUAAAAAUUUAAAUGAUCCUAUAUAAUUUGAAGAUUUAAUGGAAGUUAUUAUACAUGAAAUAACUCAUAUUUUGGGUUUUAGUAACGAUGAUAUACCUUUAUGGGAAACUUCUAAUGGAUCUCCUCAUAUUGAACCUACUACUAAAUAAAAAAUAAGGGGAAUUGAAAAUUUACUAAUUAAAACUCCAAACGUUUUGGAGUUUGCUCGUAAAUAUUUCGGAUGUCCUACUUUAAUUGGUAUGCCUCUUUAAAAUUAAGGAGGCAAUAAUUCUGAAGAUUCUCAUUGGAAAAUACAGACAUUCAAAACGAAUAUAUGA